This is a messenger RNA of Lemur catta (Ring-tailed lemur), 5911 nucleotides long. RefSeq names its product cortactin binding protein 2 (gene CTTNBP2). The transcript is spliced from 23 exons. Gene Ontology annotation, cellular component: glutamatergic synapse. The coding region runs from base 93 to 5024 and encodes 1643 amino acids. Gene Ontology annotation, molecular function: protein binding. Gene Ontology annotation, biological process: regulation of synapse organization. NCBI's taxonomy places the organism in Eukaryota, Metazoa, Chordata, Mammalia, Primates, Lemuridae. The record is from RefSeq and is a predicted model, not a curated record.
GGACCGCGGCGGGUUAAGCGCCGCCCGCGCCGAGAGGGCUGAAUCCGGAGCCGCCGCUCCGAGCUCGCAUUCGGAUCCGCUAGAGCAGGAAGAUGGCGACGGACGGCGCGAGCUGCGAGCCCGACGCGUCCCGCGCCCCGGAGGAAGCGGCGGGGGCCACGGCGGAGGCGGCGAGAAAAGAGUUUGAUGUGGACACCCUCAGUAAGUCAGAGCUGCGGAUGCUCCUCAGCGUGAUGGAAGGGGAGCUGGAAGCCAGAGACCUCGUCAUCGAGGCCCUGCGGGCUCGCAGGAAGGAGGUAUUUAUCCAGGAACGGUAUGGGAGAUUCAAUCUAAAUGACCCAUUCUUGGCACUCCAGAGAGACUAUGAAGCAGGUGUGGGUGACAAAGAGAAGAAGCCAGUUUGUACCAACCCCCUCUCUAUCCUUGAAGCAGUCAUGGCCCACUGCAGAAAAAUGCAAGAAAGGAUGUCCACACAGCUGGCUGCCGCCGAGAGCAGACAAAAGAAGCUGGAAAUGGAAAAGCUUCAGCUACAAGCCCUGGAGCAAGAGCACAAGAAGCUGGCUGCCCGCCUGGAGGAGGAGCGGGGCAAGAACAAGCAGGUGGUCCUCAUGCUGGUGAAGGAGUGCAAACAGCUCUCGGGCAAAGUCAUCGAGGAGGCCCAGAAGCUGGAGGAAGUCAUGGCCAAACUGGAAGAGGAGAAGAAAAAGACGAAUGAAUUAGAAGAGGCAGUCUCCGCCGAGAAACGGAGAAGCACAGAGAUGGAAGCUCAGAUGGAAAAACAGCUCUCGGAGUUUGAUACCGAACGGGAGCAGCUUCGUGCCAAGCUGAACCGAGAAGAGGCGCACACCACUGACCUCAAAGAGGAGAUAGACAAGAUGAAGAAGAUGAUUGAGCAGCUGAAAAGGGGAAGUGACAGCAAACCAAGCCUCUCUCUCCCACGCAAGACAAAAGACAGGCGUUCGGUUUCCGUAUCUGUGGGAACAGAAGGGCCUCCAACGAGGUCUGUUGCUUGCCAGACAGACCUGGCGCUAGAAAGCGCUGAGCACGCGAAGAAGUCACCCUUGACGGUCCCCGCCAAGCCUUCCCCGGGGGGCGCGAAAGGGGGCGUGGGCGCCAGCGCCGCGCCGGUCAGACCGGGGAUUGACAGGCAGGCUUCCCACGGGGACUUGCUCGGCGCCUCUCCGCCCGCGCUCCCGCCUGCCAGUGCGAGCAGAACCGAGGAGAACGGCCCGAGCCCGGGCUCCGCGCCGGAUCUAGCGAGCAGCGCCGCGCAGAGCCCGGCUGCGGCCCCACACGGCCCCCCGCCCGCGCUCGGGUCGCCGUCGCCCUGCGCAGGGGCGCCCCCGCACCCCGGCCUGAAUCCGCGCGUCCAGGCAGCUCGAUUUCGAUUUCAGGCCAAUGCGAAUGACCCAGACCAAAACGGAAAUACGACCCAGAGCCCUCCAUCGAGAGACGUCUCUCCGACGAGUCGUGACAACCUAGUGGCCAAGCAACUAGCUCGCAAUACCGUGACCCAAGCACUGUCGAGAUUUACAAGCCCUCACGUGGGUGCCGCCCCAAGGCCCGGAGCGUCCCCCACGGGGGACGCUGGCGCCCACCCUCCGGUCGGCCGGACCAGUUUAAAGACUCCCGGUGUAGCUCGAGUCGACAGAGGAAAUCCUCCUCCUAUCCCUCCAAAAAAGCCAGGGCUCUCCCAAACUCCUUCUCCACCACACCCCCAACUCAAGGUUAUUAUGGAUAGCAGCAGGGCCUCCAACGCAGGGGCCAAAGUUGAUAACAAAACUGUGGCUUCGCCUCCUUCCAGUGUGCCACAAGGGAACAGGGUAAUAAGUGAGGAGAACCUCCCUAAAUCAUCCUCCCCUCAGCUGCCACCAAAACCGUCCAUAGAUUUAACUGUGGCACCUGCAGGCUGUGCUGUCUCAGCCCUGGCCACGUCUCAGGUGGGUGCCUGGCCUGCUGAACCCCCUGGACUGAACCAACCUGCAUGUUCAGACAGUCCCCUUGUCAUUCCUACCACCACUGCCUUUCGCUCUUCCAUAAACCCCGUUAGUGCCUCAUCCUGUAGACCAGGUGCCUCAGACAGCCUCCUGGUAACAGCAUCAGGCUGGUCACCCUCCCUAACCCCUUUGCUAAUGAGUGGUGGUCCUGCCCCCCUGGCUGGCAGGCCCACCCUUCUUCAGCAAGCUGCUGCCCAGGGAAAUGUCACUUUAUUAUCAAUGCUGCUUAAUGAAGAAGGACUGGACAUUAAUUACUCCUGUGAAGAUGGCCAUUCUGCCUUGUAUUCUGCUGCUAAGAAUGGACAUACAGACUGUGUGAGAUUGCUGCUGAAUGCAGAAGCCCAAGUCAAUGCUGCUGAUAAAAAUGGCUUCACACCCUUGUGUGCUGCAGCUGCUCAGGGACAUUUCGAGUGUGUAGAAUUAUUAAUUGCAUAUGAUGCUCACAUUAAUCAUGCUGCUGAUGGAGGACAGACACCUCUAUACCUGGCCUGUAAAAAUGGAAAUAAAGAAUGUAUUAAACUCUUGUUGGAAGCUGGAACUGACCGAAGUGUAAAAACCAGAGAUGGCUGGACACCAGUUCAUGCAGCUGUGGACACUGGUAAUGUGGACAGCCUCAAGCUUCUGAUGUACCACAGAGUACCAGCUCGUGGGAACACUUUGAAUGAGGAGGAGCCCGAGUCAGAUGCCUCUGACUUGGAUGAAGGAGAAGAGAGUUCUGAAGGCAAAUCCAAGCCUGUUGUUCCUGCGGACCUCAUUAACCACGCUGACAGAGAAGGCUGGACUGCUGCCCAUAUUGCUGCUUCCAAAGGUUUUAAGAACUGCCUAGAAAUCUUGUGUAGGCACAGAGGGCUUGAGCCAGAAAGGAGAGACAAGUGCAAUCGGACUGUGCAUGAUGUUGCCACUGAUGACUGCAAACAUUUGCUGGAGAAUCUGAAUGCUCUUAAAAUACCCUUAAGGAUUUCAGUGGAUGAGAUUCAACCAGGCAACUAUGGUUCCAAUGACUUUGAAUGCGAAAACACAAUAUGUGCUUUACAUAUCCGCAAACAGACAUCAUGGGAUGAUUUUUCAAAAGCAGUGAGUCAAGCUCUGACAAAUCAUUUCCAAGCAAUCUCUUCUGAUGGAUGGUGGAGUCUGGAAGACAUGGCAUUUAAUAACACCGCUGACUCUGACAUCGGCCUCAGCGCGAGCAGUGUGCGAGCCAUCAUGCUAGGAAGUAUGCCAUGGUCGGCCGGUCAGAGCUUCGCCCAGUCCCCGUGGGACUUCAUGAGGAAGACUAAGGCAGAGCAGGUCACCGUGCUUUUGUCAGGUCCUCAAGAUGGCUGCCUCAGUAGUGUGACGUACGCGUCCAUGAUCCCCCUUCAGAUGCUGCAGAACUACCUCAGGCUGGUUGAACAAUAUCAUAAUGUCAUUUUCCAUGGCCCAGAAGGAAGCUUGCAAGACUACAUAGUACAUCAGCUUGCACUCUGCCUGAAGCACAGACAAAUGGCUGCAGGAUUCUCCUGUGAAAUAGUGAGCGCUGAAGUAGACGCUGGUUUCUCCAAGGAACAGCUAGUGGACCUGUUCAUCAGUAGUGCUUGUCUGAUCCCAGUGAAACAAUCUCCUGUUAAGAAGAAAAUCAUCAUCAUCCUAGAGAAUUUGGAAAAAUCUUCAUUGUCUGAGUUAUUGGGGGACUUUUUGGCACCUCUUGAAAUUCGCAGCACUGAAAGCCCCUGUACUUUCCAGAAAGGAAACGGAAUGUCUGAAUGUUACUACUUUCACGAGAACUGCUUUCUGAUGGGAACCAUUGCCAAGGCCUGUCUGCAGGGCUCCGACUUGCUGGUGCAGCAGCAUUUCCGCUGGGUGCAGCUGCGGUGGGAUGGCGAGCCCAUGCACGGACUGCUGCAGAGGUUCCUCAGGAGGAAGCUUGUAAACAAGUUCAGAGGUCAGGUGCCCUCCCCCUGUGAUCCUGUGUGCAAGACCAUCGCCUGGGCUCUGUCUGUCUGGCGUCAGCUCAACUCCUGCCUGGCCCGCUUGGGCACACCUGAAGCACUUCUUGGGCCGAAGUAUUUCCUGUCUUGUCCUGUCGUCCCAGGACACGCCCAAGCAACGGUGAAGUGGAUGUCUAAGCUGUGGAAUGCAGUCAUCGCACCCAGAGUUCAAGAAGCAAUAUUGUCAAGAGCCUCUGUGAAAAGACAGCCUGGCUUUGGGCAGACAACCACUAAAAAACACCCUAGCCAAGGACAGCAGGCUGUGGUUAAAGCUGCUCUCAGCAUCUUGCUUAAUAAAGCUGUGCUACAUGGCUGUCCCCUCCCCAGAGCAGAGCUUGACCAGCAUACAGCCGAUUUCAAAGGAGGAAGUUUUCCUUUAUCGUUGGUUUCAAAUUAUAACAGUUGUAGCAAGAAGAAAGAGAGUGGUGCCUGGAGAAAGGUGAACACCAGUCCUCGCAGGAAAUCUGGCCGUUUCUCUGCCCCCACCUGGAAUAAGCCAGACCUGAGCAACGAAGGUAUAAAAAAUAAGACUAUAUCACAGCUGAAUUGUAACAAGAAUGCUUCUCUGUCAAAACAAAAGUCUUUAGAGAAUGAUCUCUCAUUGAUGCUGAAUUUGGAUCAGAGCCUCUCUCUGGGUUCGGAUGAUGAAGCAGACCUUGUCAGGGAACUGCAGAGUAUGUGCUCCAGCAAGUCGGAGUCUGACAUAAGCAAGAUUGCUGAUUCCAGGGAUGAUUUAAGGACGUUUGAUAGUUCAGGAAACAACCCUGCAUUUUCAGCAAUGGCUAAUAAUCCAAGAAUGCCAGUGUCACAAAAGGAGGUCAGUCCUCUCAGCAGCCACCAAACUACCGAAUGCAGCAACAAUAAAUCAAAGACUGAGCCGGGUGUUUCAAGAGUUAAAUCUUUUCUUCCUGUUCCUAGAAGUAAAGUCACCCAGUGUUCCCAGAACACCAAAAGAAGCAGCAGCAGCAGUAAUACAAGGCAAACAGAAAUCAACAACAACUCAAAAGAAGAGAAUUGGAACUUACACAAAAAUGAACACAUAGAAAAACUCAACAAAUAGGCCUGCCUACGAUAUUGUCACUAUUAACUUCUGUGUAUGUCACACAGAAAUCACGGACAACAAGAUACCAAUUCCUUUAAAUGAAUAAAAUGUUUUCACUGUAAUAUAAAGUAUGAGUGCGGGACCACUAUUCAAUUUUUGUAAAGAAUGUAUUUAUAACCAACAUUUUUGUUGCUUUUUUUUUUUUAAUUCUGUAGGAUUGAACUUCAAUACCAAGAAGUUAUGCCAACUUUUCAAGUAGUUUUAUAAUAGAAAAAUUGUAAUAAUCAACAUGUUCAGGGGUAAUAAAUCAGAACUGUCCAUGUACUGUAUAUGUAUAUAUAUGUACAAAUAUAUGUAUAUUUAAGGAUGUCCACAAAUCAUAUUGCAUACAUGUUAUAAAAUGUGUACAACAUUGGCUUAAAUAACAUUUUCCAUUUUAAAAUGGAGAUCAUAAUUUUCUGUUCAUUUGAUGGGGAAUGACUAGAAUGGGGCAAUAACAAAUCAUUUCUAAACAGUUAUUUUCCAUUAAAAGCCAUAUUAAGUAUUUUGCCUGUUAAAUUCUAGUUUUACGUUUUAAAUCUUUUAGUGGUUACAUUGUCAUUUGGUUGCAUCAUGUAUAUAUUUAUGCUUAUGAGUUUGCAUUAUGAGUCCUGUAAAAUAUGAAAUUAUAAUGCAAUAAAAGUGUUAUCUUUCUUACAAAAGUUUUGUACUUAAGUGGAUAUUUAAAAAUACCUGUAUAAAUGCUUCAACAAAUACAAAGUUAAUUCCCUCUUCAAUGUUAUUUCUAGUAGCAGAACUGAUAAUAAAAUUGAUAUUUUUUAGAAGUGUUUCUUCUAAAAUUACUGAUGAAAUUACUUAUACAAUUCACAGUUAAAAUGCUUUGACACCAAAUAAAAUACUGAUUU